Messenger RNA from Colletotrichum chrysophilum, 1062 nucleotides. RefSeq lists its product as uncharacterized. Lineage: Eukaryota; Fungi; Ascomycota; Sordariomycetes; Glomerellales; Glomerellaceae. Bases 1 to 1062 code for a protein of 353 amino acids. The transcript has a single exon. The record is from RefSeq and is a predicted model, not a curated record.
AUGAUGCCCACACUCAUGGGAGGUGCUCUCCCGGGCGUCGUCCCCAUGUCCUACCACCAAGACACCUUCCUCGACGACUUGUCGAGACAGAUGGCUCUAUCACAGGCGUCAAGGAGGCUAUCAAGAGGUUCCAACGGACAACGAACUGGAUCAGCCAUGCGCGUCGUCAAGCCCACAAGCGCAAACAACAGCCCGAGGUCAUCGUCAUCUAUGCAGGCGAGGAGGAGGACUAUGAUGAACGACGGAAAUCUGGCGAGGAGGAGGCAGCAGGUUAUGGACCACGUCCCGAUGCCCGAGUACAGCUCUCAACCUCGACCCAGUCGUCCCCUCAGCUGGCACCCAUCCACCUUCCAGCAACAACAGCACAAGUUGCCGGUUCAGCAGUCCGUGGCCCACUACCCGUUCCCUGCCACCACAUCGGCAUAUCAUGAGACCGACAGCUACACUGCGUACCAGCAGUUCCCGCCUACACCUGCUGCCUACUCUUGCAGCACUUCUCCUGCCGCCGCCUUCUCACCACUUUCUCUCCCCUUUGGCGCCUACGAUGGAUCUUCCUAUCUCCCCGUAGAGGGUUGGAAUGUUCCCCAGCAGGCCCCUCCAGCUUAUGUCUCCUCAACUGAGGCUGCUGGAUAUGCCGAGCCCUUCCCGGCGCUUCCCUCCACUCUCCCCGACUUGACACCUUCCACCACCUCGACUUCCUGGAACUCCUACCCCAUGGACGGCUUCACCAGCACGUCGCCGCCGACUCCAGAGACCCUUCCCCAGGCUCAGCAGCCGCAGCCCAUCGUUCCCAACGAGGACACCAUCCCCUACCAGCCUCUGGACGAGCCUGAGGAGGAGGGUGAGAUUCUCGUGGGCAUGGGCCUCUACGACGCGCCUGACAAGUACGACCACGACCCUCAGCUCGACGCUUCUCGCUCCGCUAUGUCCUCCCUCCUGGGUGCUCCGUACCGUCCUCGCGAAGGUACCGGCAAGGGCUUGAAGCUCGAGGAGUCGUGGCAGCCCCCUGAGGAGAGCGACGACGGGGAUCAGGAAGAUGCCGACGGCGAGGAACAGGAUUAA